AUGUCUCCUCAUGCUAUCUCAUCACCAAGAGAGGAAGCUGUCACAGAAGCAGGUUACCUAAAAAAAUUCGCCAUUACAGACAAUGGAUUUCUACCAUCUGAGGCACCCUUGAAGUGCCUAUCUCAUCCCUACUAUGCGCCGUGGGAGCGGGUUAUUCAUAAUCUGCCUUCCUUAUUGGAGUCCCAAAAGUUCCAUGAUCAAGUUAGACAACUCCCAGUGCUAUCAACGACGAAAUUGACAUCCGAAGCCGAAUGGCGCCGAGCUUAUGUCAUUCUCACCUUCUUGAACCAUGGUUGGGUCUGGGGCGGAGAUAAAGCUCAUGAGAUUCUCCCUCCAGCAAUUUCCAUCCCUCUUCUCAGCGUGUCCGAUCACCUCGAACUGCCACCAGUAACAACCUACGCAGGCCUAAAUCUCUGGAACUUCUCCAGUCCCAUCACUAAUUUUACCGAUCUCGACCGCCUCGAAGUCCUUCACACCUUCACCGGCACACGAGACGAAGCAUGGUUCUAUCUAGUCUCCGUCGCCAUGGAAGCCGAAGGUGCACAGAUCGUCUCCUCCAUGCUCUCCGCGCUUAGCGUUAUCACUUCUCGCGACUACGAUACCGUGACGGGUUCUCUCGAGUCUCUGACCGGGAGCAUCCGUAAAAUAGGUACGCUGCUCGAGCGCAUGUAUGAAAAGUGUGACCCCAUGGUUUUCUUCUAUAAGAUCCGACCGUUUCUGGCUGGCAGCAAGAACAUGGCAGCCGCAGGACUGCCGAAGGGUGUAUUCUAUGACGAGGGAGAUGGAAAGGGGGAGUGGCAGCAACUGCGGGGAGGAAACAACGGGCAAAGCUCAUUGAUCCAGUUCAUCGACAUUGUUCUCGGGGUCGAACACAUCUCUCACGGCGACAGCACGCCGGAUACGGCGACGCGUCGGGAAAAGGAGACACAGAACAAGGAGCCAUCCACUUUCCAUCAACAGGUCCGAGAGUACAUGCCCGGGCCUCACCGACGAUUCUUGGAGCACGUUGCGCGCAUGGGAAGCAUCCGAGAGCUGGCUCUUGUGCCACCCAAGACGCCAGAGCAGGAAAGACUGAGGGAUGCGUACCAAGCCGCGACGAGGACCUUGACGGAAUUCAGAAAUAAACAUCUCCAAAUCGUAACGAGAUACAUCAUCUUACCAUCUAAGCGCGGGAACAAUACUGAAACAAAAACAUCACAGGGGCAUGGUGACAAGGUCGACUUGGCGAGUGUGUCCAAGUCAACCAAGGAUACGACUGAGCUAACGGGUACCGGAGGAACAGCUUUGAUGCCUUUCCUUAAGCAGACAAGGGACGAGACCAUACAGGCGGGAGACUUGACUAAGCGGACUUGA
Messenger RNA from Daldinia childiae, 1353 nucleotides. RefSeq names its product Indoleamine 2,3-dioxygenase. Gene Ontology annotation, molecular function: indoleamine 2,3-dioxygenase activity; heme binding; metal ion binding. The coding region runs from base 1 to 1353 and encodes 450 amino acids. The record is from RefSeq and is a predicted model, not a curated record. Gene Ontology annotation, cellular component: cytoplasm. NCBI's taxonomy places the organism in Eukaryota, Fungi, Ascomycota, Sordariomycetes, Xylariales, Hypoxylaceae. Gene Ontology annotation, biological process: 'de novo' NAD+ biosynthetic process from L-tryptophan. The transcript is spliced from 2 exons.